AUGGUGGACUUGCUGCCCGCCGGCGUGAUCAGCCACGGCUUGUAUGGUGGGUCCAAGUGGGUGCAGAACCAGCCCACAGGCCAUGCCAACUGCUGGGGUGUCCUUCGCCCUGGCGCGCCCUUAAACUUCAGCUACGUGUCAGCGAUGGUGGGUGCCGGCUACAUUGCCUGUGAAGGGCAUCGAGUGUGUGGAGCCACCAUGACCAACGACGGCUUCGGGCGCUGGUCGGUGCCCUCGGCCAGGGAUUUGGCCGAUGUCUUCAACAUGAUCAUGGCCAGCUCCCAGAGCCAGCUGCAGUACUUCGACAUGACCGUGGAGCGGAUCUUCGAACGCAUGAACCUCCUCCAGUCCGAGCUUCGUCGCUCCGGCGCGCCGUGCACCGCAGCCGCGCAGGCUGCGACGCCUGCGGCGUGUGCCGUUUCGGGCGCGGGGGCACAGCAACUGCCGGUAGUGCCGGGUGCAGUGGUGCAGGGGCAGGUCAUUGAGGAAGGACAGUGGCAGCCAGUCUCCGCGACCGCGCCGCUCCGCCCCAGCAGCGCGCGGCCGGGGAUGGCCGGGGCUGGGAUGGGUUCCUGGGAGCCUUUGAACGUCAUGCCUCACGCAGCAGCUCCCGCCCCUCACGCAGCGCACGUCCCCACACCGCCACAAACUGCGCGCGUGGGUGCACCACGUCCAGGUUCAAGACCUCCCGACGCCCGCAUGGCAUCAGCAAUGCCCGCGCGGCCAGCGGGUGGAGGUACCCCAGGUGCCCGGGAUGUGGCCGACCUGGCAGCGGAGCUCGAGCGUUGCGCGCAGCGGAGCUCGUGGGCUCAGCCCAGCGCGGCACCCGCGUUCUCCCCGCGUUCUCCCAGCGUGGCUUGGUUUCACCUGGUGAGCUCCGGAACUCGGCCCAUCAGGGGCUCUGGCCUUGUCUUGGUGAACGACCUGCCAGUCCCGAUGGAUAUGGCCUGGGAGAUGGUCGGUCAGUGGUGGGAGAACCACGUGAGUUCCAUGAGUGGAGGUGAUGUCGAGCCGUUGUCGCUGCGGGAGCGCCCAGCCCGCCCACACCGGAGCUCCAGUGAACGCGAGGCGCGCCAGCGCGCCGGUGUGUUGCUUUCGAUUCUUUCUGGCCGACUCUUGCAUCAAGAGAUCGACCACUGCAUGGUGGUCUACCGCAACUCAGUGGUCUACCAGUCCCGUCGCUUCACCCCAGAGACCUGGGACGCGGCGGUGAGUGGCAAAACCGUCUUCGUGAAGUUCCUGGCUCCCUGGCGCCUCGCUCUCUCAGCAGCAGAUCGAUCGGAUCCAAAGGGGAAGGUGAGGCCACUGCAAGAAGAUGAAGCCCGAGCCUUGAGUCGCAGAGAGGCCUUGGCACUCCCGAGCACGCUUAAGCCAGAUUGGGACAAGCUGAUGAAGGAGUUCGAGGGCUCCUCCUCUGUUCUCAUCGCCGAUGUGGAUUGCACCGUGGGCAUUCGAGGCUACCCAUCAAUCAAGUACGGAGACCCCGAUGAUCUCCAGGACUACAACGGUGGACGUUCCUUGGCAGAUCUCCAGAAGUUCGCCAAGGGCUUGGGACCCAUGUGCGGCCCGGCCAACAUGGAUUUGUGCGACGACGCCAAGAAGACGCAGAUCACCGAGUCUCCGGGCGAGACGAAUUGGAUGCCGGAGACCGGACCGAAUUCGGAUGAAGGUGUUGUUGGACAUCAAACUGCAGAGAAUGCAGUACUUGAAUGCGAAUCCAGUCCAGCCAGGCUCGAAUCCGACUUCAAGACGUUUGUGGAGGGUCUGCAAAAGCAGUACCAGGAGAGCAGUGACAAGAAGGACAAGGACGUGGAGGAGAUCAAGAGCUCCGGUCUGGGACUGCUCAAGGAAGAAGUUCCUGAGUACAGUGUUCAGGUGGAUGGCUUCGAGCCUGCCCGACGUGGCAGACAUGCGCCGCGGAGUGUAUCCGUUCACCGGGACACCGACGGCGAACGAACGACGGCGUCGGAACUCGCCGAGGUGAUCUAUUCCCUGACCAUCCGGCGAGGCGAUGCCCACUGGCCCAUCCGCCGGCGCUUCCGGCAGGACCGGGCGAACGGAUGGACUGGAGGUUUGGACGUGUCGGCCGAAGGUGGCGGUUUUGGGCGCUGCAGGUCUGGUGAAAAGAGUUUAGGGGAGGGGAUGGUUUCGGGCGAAGGCGGGCUGCUGUGGAGGCAGGUGGCCAAGUUGCAUGAGCAGCUGCUGCUGGGCUUUGGCAGAUCCUCGAUGAAGAGUGGCCUGCCGCGGCUGCCACCGAAGGUGACCUGCAGGUCGUUGUUCUUUGGUCAACAAGACCAGCGCUUCUUGCAGAUGCGAGCCGGGAAGCUUAGGUUCCUGUCCGAGGACUUCUUCCCAGGUUUUCACAUCCUGGAGAAGCUGGAGGAGUCGCCGAUCUACCAAGUCUACGAUCGAGGCCAGCGCUUGACCGAUCCUCCACAAUUGGAUUGGUCGAAGGCAAAGGAUCUGGCCGAAGCUCAAGAGCGCUUGGAAUCCUUGCUGAAGAUCCCUCCCAGAGAUGCUCGGAGCACCUAUACGGAUCAUCUCGUCCCCUCCAAGGAAGAGAUGCAGCUCCCCUGCGCCUUCUUCACGCCUGACGGCGAACGGAUCGAAGCACUGCAGGGUCUUCUACGAUCUCCGGUGCUCUUCUUCCUCGAAAAUGGACAGUGGAUGUGGCCUGCGGUGCGCAUCGGCUUUCAGCAAAAUGUCACAGGGCUGCCGGACGUCUACUUGACCACGCUGUCGCUGCGGCCGGCUGUGUUUGAAGUGCGAAACUUCAUGUCCUCCCAGGAAGCCGAUGAAGUCAUGGCGAUCGGCGCGCAGCAGGGUCUGCAUAGCUCCAAGGGACAGAUGCAAAGCAAUGACCUGAAGAAAGGAACGGCGCAGGUGACGCGCAUUCCGGCCGAGCACAAUGAGCCGGUGCAACUGCUCCGCUACGACACUGGGACCUACUACCAUGCACACAUGGACUGGACUGAGCUGGACUUCUACCCAGAUCAAAGACACAUCUGGAUGGACUCCCAUUUUGGUCACUUCGACCGUUUAGCCACCCUCUUCUGGUAUUUGAACGAUGUUCAGGAGGGCGGGGAGACGAUCUUCCCUAAGUGGCUCGGAUCUUCAGCACAGGUGCUGGGCUGGUCAUGGAAUGGAUCCCUGUCACGUCAAUGA
This is a messenger RNA of Durusdinium trenchii, 3165 nucleotides long. NCBI's taxonomy places the organism in Eukaryota, Dinophyceae, Suessiales, Symbiodiniaceae. The record is from the annotation of a GenBank genome assembly.